AUGGAGAUCUUAGCUGCAGCACUGUCGUCGUCAUGGGAAGUGACGUUGAGCUGCGCAGCGCUGCUAGGCAUCGUCUGCCACCAGACCUUCAUGCAGCCCGUUGAGGUCGACAGCUGGGGAUGGGAAAUGGUGAUCGCAUACUUCAGCGUUCUCGGCAGUAUCCUCGUCGGCUACAUACUAUCAACCGACUUCAGUCUCGCAUCUGCACUCCUUCGCACCUACUCUGCCGGAGCGGCCUUUCUUGUGGGACUGUACGGCAGCAUGCUGACGCUCCAUUCGAGAUAUGGCGACUUUGUGCGGACCGGGCCGCGCGAGCUCACGGUGCUGCGCGCUUCGGCUGUCGAGCUCAUCUAUGGCUCUUCGUCAAAGUGCACGAAAGGGACAUGGUACGAUCAGAACUCGGGAAACCCCGACAAAGUCGGCAUCGAGAAUGUCCGUGAUAAGGAAAAGCACAGAAUCCGCCGGAAGGCUUGGGACAAGGGGCUUGGUUUUCGAGCUCUCGACACGUAUGAGACACGAGUAUCAGGCAAAGUGAACCAGCUGAUGACUCGGAUUGGCACGGGCAGGCCGGUGAAUAUAACGCAAGACAACAUCUUCUACGCCUGGGACGUCAUGGGAGAUAUCGCCUUCUCCAAGGAUUUUCAUAUGCUUCACACUGGUGUAGAGCAUCCCGCCGUGGACGGUCUUCACUGGGCCAUGGCAACCGCGGGAGUGGUCACGACCCUGCCAUGGCUCAUGAAUAUGCUGCGGGUCAUCCCUGGCGCCACCGGCAGAUUCGAACGCUUCGCGGAAUGGUGCUACGAGCAGCUCGAUCUGAAGCGAGAGGCACUAGCUCUGGAGAAAACCAGCGGCAAGACCGUGGAAUCGCAAGACGUGAUGUCUUGGAUCAUCAAAGCCCAGCAAGAAGGCGAUCGAUCAGCUCCCCCGACCGAGUCUGCAAUCCGGGAGGACGUCCGCACUCUGAUCUCCGCCGGCAGCGAUACCGUUGCUAUUGUCUUCACGAAUUU
This is a messenger RNA of Aspergillus thermomutatus, 1007 nucleotides long. RefSeq lists its product as uncharacterized. The transcript has 5 exons. Lineage: Eukaryota; Fungi; Ascomycota; Eurotiomycetes; Eurotiales; Aspergillaceae. The record is from RefSeq and is a predicted model, not a curated record. The annotation marks the transcript as partial. Gene Ontology annotation, molecular function: oxidoreductase activity, acting on paired donors, with incorporation or reduction of molecular oxygen; monooxygenase activity; heme binding.